AUGUCUAUCUCCGCAUAUUUCAGACAUUGGCUCCAUCUUUCUGAUCUCGCUUGUGGCAUUUGGAGCUUAUCCGGAGGCGGCACUUGGGAACAGCUCCACGGCAAGAACGUCGCCGAAGUCGCUUCUGAGGCAGGAGUCAAUCACUUAAUCUACUCUUCGCUCCUUCAUGUCACGGAGACGACCAACGGCCACAUCAAGCAUGUCGUGCACCUCGACGACAAGGCCGAGGUUGAGCGCUACAUCCGCUCCAGUGAUUACUCGCUGCAGGUUGGCCUCCUUAUCCCAUGUGGAGUAAGGGGAUGGUGA
Messenger RNA from Diaporthe citri, 306 nucleotides. RefSeq lists its product as uncharacterized. The record is from RefSeq and is a predicted model, not a curated record. The transcript has a single exon. Lineage: Eukaryota; Fungi; Ascomycota; Sordariomycetes; Diaporthales; Diaporthaceae. The coding region runs from base 1 to 306 and encodes 101 amino acids.